Messenger RNA from Dendrobium catenatum, 3237 nucleotides. Its product is annotated as 5'-3' exoribonuclease 3. Lineage: Eukaryota; Viridiplantae; Streptophyta; Magnoliopsida; Asparagales; Orchidaceae. The transcript has 24 exons. Gene Ontology annotation, molecular function: 5'-3' RNA exonuclease activity; RNA binding. Bases 168 to 2999 code for a protein of 943 amino acids. Gene Ontology annotation, biological process: nuclear-transcribed mRNA catabolic process. The record is from RefSeq and is a predicted model, not a curated record. Gene Ontology annotation, cellular component: nucleus.
UGGAUCUGUACUCUCCGACUCUUCGUUUCCGCUUCCACUGGCGCGUCAUCAUCAUAAUCUUUUCCACUGAGCUGAGCGCGUCGAUUGGAACUCCGUUUCUCGUUUCCUGCUUUUGUACUUUCAGUUUAAAUUCAGACGGAGCAAAGAUCGAGAAAGAAAAAUCUGCAAUGGGCGUUCCCUCGUUUUACCGAUGGCUGGUGGAAAGAUAUCCCAAAACAGUUGUAGACGCCAAAGAUGGAGGUGAAGACUGUGCUACCGAUGAUGAUAGAAACCCCAACGGCGAAUUCGAUAAUCUGUAUCUGGAUAUGAAUGGGAUUAUACAUCCCUGCUUCCAUCCUGAUGAUGAGCUUUUUGCGCCAUGCACCUUCGAUGAAGUUUUUUCUGCCAUAUUCGAGUACAUCGAUCAUUUGUUUCGGAUUGUUCGGCCUAGAAAACUUCUCUACCUCGCAGUAGAUGGAGUAGCUCCCAGGGCCAAAAUGAAUCAGCAGAGAGCACGACGAUAUAGAACAGCAAAAGAUGCUGCUACGGCCGAACAAGAGGAGUAUAGAUUAAGGAGGCAGUUUGAGAAUGAGGGAAAAGAGCUUCUUCCUAAAUCAGAGUAUUCUGAAGUCUCUGAUUCGAAUGUCAUCACUCCUGGAACUAUAUUUAUGCAGAAAUUAUCGAAGGCUCUUGAGAAAUAUAUUCAUCUUAAACUAAAUAAUGAUCCUUCUUGGAAAUCCAUCUCGGUUAUUCUUUCAGAUGCAAAUGUUCCUGGUGAGGGGGAGCACAAAAUUAUGUCAUUUAUACGCCUACAACGUAGGCUUCCAGGUUACAACCCGAAUACCCGCCAUUGCCUCUAUGGCCUUGAUGCUGAUCUCAUCAUGCUUGCACUUUCCACACAUGAGAUACAUUUUUGUGUUCUGCGUGAGGAAGUUCUCAAGCAGGAUCAUCAUGAAGUUUCUUUAUCAACAUUUGUGGCAAAUUCUUCUCAGAAAGAUCUUGAGGUUUUUAAGUCUAGGCAGUGGUUCAAAAGGAUUGAAACAGCUGGUAAUAGAAGAGUCAAUAAGAAGCCUUAUCAGCUUUUGAAUAUUUGGAUUCUAAGAGAAUAUCUGGAGCUUGAUAUGAAGCCUCGAUAUGAUGCUGAUAUCGAAAGGAUUGUAGAUGAUUUUAUUUUCAUCUGUUUUUUCACCGGAAAUGAUUUUCUACCUCAUCUCCCCUCUAUUGAAAUCAAUGAGAGUGGAAUAGAUUUGCUAAUUGCUGUCUACAAAAAGGUGUUCAAUUCUAUGGGAGACUAUCUAAUCAAUGCAAGCAACAUCAAUAAAAAGAAUACUGCAUAUAUAAAUGUCAAGGGGCUUAGAAUUUUUAUAAUGGAAGUUGCUUCAUACGAGAAUAAUAUUUUUGUAAAAAGAUACACGCUCAGGCAGAAGAAGCUACAAAGAUUGUUGCAAGAGAGAGAUAAAGACGAAAAUGAUGAAUUCAAUGUCACGCAAGAGAAUUUUAAUUGCAGAAUUGGAGCUUCAGAACAUAUAUUAGACUCCUCAAUAAAAUGUAAUAUUUCUAGUUCAGCAGCUAUGGAAGCUAGUUGCACCGUGGAAUCUGAUGCCCUGGAGAACACCAAGGAACUUAAGCGAAAAUUGAAGAUGUUCCUACGCGAUAAAGCUGAUCUCUUCAAGAAUGAAGUUCUUGAAAAUGAUAAGGUCAGACUUGGUUGCCCUGGUUGGAAGACAAGGUUUUACAAAGAAAAGUUCUAUGCAGAGAAUGCAAAGGAAAUUGAGGCAAUUAGUAAAGAUCUUGUAAAGAAAUAUAUUGAAGGCUUAUGUUGGGUCUUGCAGUACUACUUCACCGGAAUAUGCUCUUGGUCCUGGUAUUAUCCGUUUUAUUACGCUCCCUUUGCAUCCGACUUCAAAGAUAUAUGUCGUGUAGAGGUAUCUUUUGCAAUUGGGAGGCCGUUCAAACCCUUUGAUCAACUUAUGGCAGUUCUCCCACCAAGAAGUUCUCAUGCUCUCCCCAAAGCUUUUAUGAGUUUGAUGAACGACGAUAACUCUCCAAUUGUUAAUUUCUACCCUAAAGAUUUUGAGGUGGACAAUGAUGGGAAACGUUUUACAUGGCAGGGUGUUUGUAAGCUACCAUUUAUCGAAGAAGAAAGCCUUCUAGGGGCAACCAAGGUGCUUCUUAAGGAACUAAAGCCUGAAGAGAUGGAGAGGAAUUGUGUCAGUAGUGAUAAAGUUUUUUUCAUGGAUUCAAAUUCUCUGCUUACGAAACUUAGUCUGCAACAUCAAGGUUCAGAUAAUUCUUCCAAAGAAACUCAAAAUCCUAAGGCUGUUGGACCCAGCCUUGGAAUGAAUCGUUUCUCAUCUCUUUGUGAAGAUACAUUUUCUCUAUCGAAUUUUGAUUCUGUUUUAAGCAUGAACGAUACACUAAGUAACAGAUCCAGGUGGGAGACAUUCAUCAACCAGAAGCCCCAAACACAUAUUCCUAGACCAAACAACGGCGUUCAAAUCCCAGAAAAGACUAUUACAAAGGAUGACAUUGUUGAGCGAAUGCUUUGGCAUGAAUAUCCUGGGCACUUUCCUCCACAAACAUUACAACAAAGAGAUGUACAAACCUUGCCUGCAUCGGCAAAUUAUACAUCCCAAGGAAGUAUGGGACGAGGAAAGCUGGUUCUGGAUUCAUCACUUGCCAGGCCUGGCAAGGAGAUGUGGAAAUUUGCAGGUGAAGGUUGGGAUGGCUCGGGUCGAGGAAAGCUGCUUGUGGAUCGGACAUUCGCAGGCUCGAGCAAUUUGAACACUUACGGCCGGGAAGAGCACAGCGCUGCUGCUCCUGUUUACCAGCAGAUGGAUAACAGGUUGAUGAUGGCGGAUAGAUCUGAGAACUGGAGGCAGAGAUCACCGGCGGCCAUGGUUUCUGCAUAUGGCAGGGGAAGGUUGAGACCACCAUUGAAUAACCAUGGGAGCCAAGCUGGUCGCGGCCGCGGAGGAUAUCAAGAUUUUAUGUGGGUUCAAAGGAAACCUGAGCACUGAUUGAUGUCAGAGCUCAGAGCGCAGCAUCAAUGGCUGAAAGUUCUGGAUAUGAUUGCUAGAUAAGCGGUAGGAGAGGAGACUUGACCGAAGAAAUGAUUGCCAUCUGAAAUUGUAAGUUUUUGGUUGAAAUAUAGUUGACUUCUUUUUCUUGGUUUAAUGUUUUGUAUACUAACUGAGAAAAAUUUGAUGGCAUCUUAAAUUCACGUCUACAUGAAAGAUGAGCAAUAUGUGUGCCUAA